Brassica oleracea var. oleracea is the source of this 1404-nucleotide messenger RNA. Its product is annotated as transcription factor bHLH128-like. Gene Ontology annotation, biological process: regulation of transcription by RNA polymerase II. Bases 96 to 1178 code for a protein of 360 amino acids. The transcript has 6 exons. Gene Ontology annotation, cellular component: nucleus. Gene Ontology annotation, molecular function: DNA-binding transcription factor activity, RNA polymerase II-specific; protein dimerization activity; RNA polymerase II cis-regulatory region sequence-specific DNA binding. The record is from RefSeq and is a predicted model, not a curated record. Lineage: Eukaryota; Viridiplantae; Streptophyta; Magnoliopsida; Brassicales; Brassicaceae.
GCAUCUCUUUUGCAUCUCUCUCUCUCUCUCUCUCUCUCUCUCUCUCUCUCUCUCUCCUCCUCCUCCUCCGGCUCAAUUUGGCGAUAGAACAAGUCAUGUACCAAUCAUCUUCCCCCACGUCAUCAUCGUCACAAAGAUCAUCGCUCCCCAGCGGUGGCGCAGGACUGAUCCGAUACGGUUCAGCUCCUGGAUCGCUCCUGAACUCUAUGGUGGAUGAAGUCAUUGGAGGGUCAAACGGUCGAGACUUCAACUUUCCACCGCCGGAUAACUUCCUCGGUGAUUUCUUCGCCGGAGCUGAUUCUUCCUCGCUGAGAUCCGAGUCCAUGACUUGCGGAGUCAACUCAUCCGACGGCCAAAAACAUCUUGGCAGCAACAACAACAAUAAUAAUAAUAAUAAUAAUAAAGAUUUGCUCCCGGACAGAUCCUACGGUGGAUUCAACGAGAUCUCACAGCACAAGAUCAACAACCACGUUGGAGGAGGAGGAAGUAGCUCUGGAUCUUACUCUCUAGCUAGACAACGUAGCUCUCCUGCUGACUUCUUCAGCUACCUCUCCGGUGAAAAAAACAACUUCUCGUCGAACCAACCAACCAGUGAUUAUAAUCAGCAAGGAGGGUCUAAUGCAGGACGUGGACCAUCGAGACUCAAGUCUCAGCUAAGCUUCACUAGUCACGACCCACUGGCUCGUAUCUCUGAGGUCAAUGAGACAUCUGUCCACUAUGGUUCAGGCCAUUCGUUUUCCGCGGCUAGCUUCGGUGCCGCCACUGAUUCUUGGGAUGACGGUUCCGGUUCAACAGGGUUUACUGUGACCCGACCCACUAAACGACCCAAGGACAUGAACUCAGGUCUCUUUUCACAGUAUAGUCUUCCUUCAGACACUUCAAUGAACUACAUGGAUAACUACAUGCAGCUUCCCGAAGAUUCUGUACCAUGCAAAGUUCGGGCCAAACGUGGCUUCGCCACCCACCCGAGAAGCAUCGCCGAGCGGGAGAGGAGAACGAGAAUUAGUGGGAGACUAAAGAAGCUACAAGAUCUUGUCCCCAACAUGGAUAAGCAAACAAGCUAUUCUGACAUGCUGGAUUUAGCGGUACAACAUAUCAAAGGCCUUCAACACCAACUUCAGACUUUGAAGAAAGAACAAGAGAAUUGCACGUGCGAAUGCAGUGAGAGACCAAACUAGCCUAGCUACGCAACCCUAACGGUAGGGAUGCAGUGAGAGAGGUAGCUGCAACCCUAACGGUAGGGAUCAUUCCAAAUUUAUCAUAUGCUGUUUGAUAAUGUAAGAGAAUUAGAGAAGAUGUAAAUAAAUACAUUAUCAAUUGCCUAAUUCUCUCUUAUAAGCUUCCCUCAUCGAAACAGUGCCAAUUGUCCAUUACAUUUUUUUCAAGUCUUAUGUUCUCUGAAUA